Molecule: messenger RNA, 1023 nt
Organism: Strongyloides ratti
Lineage: Eukaryota; Metazoa; Nematoda; Chromadorea; Rhabditida; Strongyloididae
Exons: 3
Coding region: 1-1023 (340 amino acids)
Source: RefSeq, a predicted model, not a curated record
AUGGUUGUGACAUUGGCAGGCUCCAAUUUAGGUGGAUCAAGUACCAGACCAUCAAAUCCUCAUAAAUAUGCUCAUCUUUGUGGUAAAAAAAUUGAUAUAAUGGAAUCUUUUAAAGGUGUCACAACAAUAUUGAUAUUUGUUGAUAUAAUUUUUCUUAUUGGAAUGUUCUUUUUUUCAAUUCCUUUUCUUGUAUUUCGUGGUGCUUCCACAUUGAUAGGAUACUGGUUUCUUUAUAUGGUAGCUUUUAAGGAUAGUAAUCCAAAAAUAAUGAUUUUUUUUAUUUUUAAUCAAUUUAUUGAUAGUAUUUAUGCAAUUUUUGUGUUUAUUUUAAUACUUUUUGUUGAAGUUAAUUUUAAUGGUUAUUCAGAGGCAAAUGGAAUUUUUGUAUCUAUAGAAAUAUUUAUUAUAAUUUCAAAUUUUAUAACUGUUUGUUUCAAGACAUGUUUUAUGGGAUAUUAUACAAGAUUUUAUAAAUUUAUUUUAUGGAAUCAAGAAAAUAUUAAUAAUAUUAUUGCAACUUAUACUAAUUCAACUACAUUUGGAAAUAAUAUUUAUCCUAAUCCACCACCUAAUAUUUUAGUUAUUCCAGGUAGUGAUGGAAUUUUACAUGGUCCACAAAAUAUGCCACCAUUACCAAAAUAUAAUGAUGUCAUUACAGAACCAUUAUCACAAAAAGUUGUACCUUUAGAUGUUGUUGAAAAUAUUACAACUACAAGAUCAGAAGAAGUACAGACUGAAACAUUACCAACAACUACUACAAAUGAGUCUUUUUCAAAUUUAUUAAUAGAUCCUACUGAUUUAAUAUCUACUCCUGAUUUUAGACAAAUACCAUUAAAUGAUUCUUCUAUUUUUGAUACAAUAAUUCAGGUACCUAAAAAUAAAGAAGAAAAUAAUGAUAUAAUACAAAAUCAAUCAAUUAAUGAAAAUGGACCUCCUCCAUCAUAUCAUAUUUCAAAUACUGAAUUUAAACCAAAUGAUAAAAAAGAAAACGACAGUGACAAGUUUGAUAAUCCAUUUCAAUAA